AUGGCAGUGAACCAGAACCAUACGGUCGACCGCCGUGGGGCCGCCAUCCCUCAUGGUGAAAGUCUCUUGAAGAAAUGUUCAGAUGUGGACCUCUCCUUCCCCCAGUCACCACCAGGCUCCAACGUCUUCAGUGGUACAAAGAGGGGGGCUUUGUUUCUCACCUCGUACCGGGUGAUUUUUGUGACUUCACGUUCAGACAACGAUUCCCUGUUGUCUUUUACGAUGCCAUUUCAUCUAAUGAAUAACUGCACCGUUGAACAACCAAUCUUUGGUGCAAACUACAUUAAAGGGACAAUUCAGGCAGCUCCAGAUGGUGGCUGGGAAGGCUCUGCUACUUUUAAAAUAGUCUUCAGGAAAGGAGGUGCCAUCGACUUUGCCCAGUUGAUGGCUAAAGCUGCCUCUGCUGCUGCCCAAGGAUUUCCACUCAGAGUUGCAAGCUUCUGGAUGGGCCCUCUAGGAAUUUAUGUCAUCACUGGGGACAGGAGCAUGUAUGCCCCACAGGCAUGCCAAGUUGCCUAUGGAGCCCCACAUGGGGCCUAUGGAGCCCCACCUGCGGGAUACGGAGUCCCACCUGCGGGGUAUGGAGCCCCACCUGUGGGAUACGGAGUCCCACCUGCGGCAUUUGGAUCCCCUCCUCCACUAUACGUAGCUACCCCUGUGGGCUACGGAGUUCCACCUCCUGGGUAUGGACCUCCACCUGUGAGAUACGGAUCCCCACCUCCUGGAUAUGAAGCCCCCGUUAUGGAGUAUGGAACCCAACCUCCCAGAUACGUAACUACACCUAUGGGAUCCGGUUCCCCACCUCCCGGAUAUGAAGCCCCGCCUAUGGCUUAUGGAACUCCUCCUUCAGGGCGUGAGUCCCAACCCCCUGGAUCCACAGCCCUGUCUGUAGCACAGGAAGCUCCACCUGCUGGGUCUGAAGCAGGCCACCUCACGUCUGCGGCAGCCCAGAAUCCUGAAUUUCAGGCAUCUUUUCCCUCUGCCUCGACUUCACAGGCCCAUUCUCCCCCUUCAAAGAUGUAAACCUUGAAGUUUCAC
Grammomys surdaster is the source of this 1038-nucleotide messenger RNA. It is a transcript of the gene Wbp2nl, whose product is annotated as WBP2 N-terminal like. The coding region runs from base 1 to 1023 and encodes 340 amino acids. Gene Ontology annotation, biological process: positive regulation of DNA-templated transcription. Lineage: Eukaryota; Metazoa; Chordata; Mammalia; Rodentia; Muridae. The record is from RefSeq and is a predicted model, not a curated record. Gene Ontology annotation, molecular function: chromatin DNA binding; transcription coactivator activity. Gene Ontology annotation, cellular component: nucleus. The transcript has 7 exons.